This is a messenger RNA of Etheostoma cragini (Arkansas darter), 3136 nucleotides long. Its product is annotated as macrosialin. Gene Ontology annotation, cellular component: membrane. The transcript is spliced from 6 exons. The record is from RefSeq and is a predicted model, not a curated record. NCBI's taxonomy places the organism in Eukaryota, Metazoa, Chordata, Actinopteri, Perciformes, Percidae. Bases 187 to 1287 code for a protein of 366 amino acids.
CACAAUUAGAGAUGCUCUUACUUUUUAAUUAACUCAUUUCCGGUUGUGUGCUAUGCUGCUGCUAGCUUGACGUGGCUGGUGAGUAUGAGCGGAGACGCAGCGCUGCUGUUGCACUCUGAGCUCGUGUCAGCCGAAGUGCAGCAGUAAACUGACGUUACCCACCGUCUGUCUGUCUCCACUGUCACCAUGAAGACUGUAGUUGUGCUCGCUUUUUUAGCCUGCCUGGCUGUCUCGGCACUAUCAUUGACUGAAGAUGAAAAAAUAAACAGACGUCCUGCAACCGUGUCCCCUGCCAUUGAGUUCAGCACCAAUGAACACCCUCCCCCACCCACCACCAAGUCUAAAACCCUCACGACUACAACCCCCACGACUACAACCCCCACGACUACAACCCACAAACCUACAACCCACAAACCUACAACCCACAAACCUACAACCCACAAACCUACAACCCACAAACCUACAACCCACAAACCUACGACCCACAAACCUACAACCCACAAACCUACGACCCACAAACCUACGACCCACAAACCUACGACCCACAAACCUACGACCCACAAACCUACGACCCACAAACCUACAACCCAAAAACCUACAACCCAAAAACCUACAACCCAAAAACCUACAACCCAAAAACCUACAACCACCAAACCUACUCCUCCUCAACCUACUCCCCCCACCAACCUGACUGUAGGAAACUACACCGUGAUGGCAAACAAAACAGCGGUGUGUGUGAUGGCUCAUAUGGCACUGCAGAUCCGACUGGCAACACCAAAGAGCAAUGGAACCUUCAUUGUUCAACCAAAGUCUACACAUGCAGUAGGAAGUUGUGAGGCAACCAAGGCCAACCUUACCCUUGAGUUCCCACAGGGCUUCAUCACUUUCAUGUUCAACAAGAGCAUUGAAAAAAAUACCGUCUACGUCGAUGCUGUGUCUUUCAGCCUGAACUACCCCUUAGACAAAAAAGUUGCAAACGGACCCCCGUACACUGCCAACAACAAGUCAAUGAAUCUCUUCGCUGCAAAGAUCGGACACUCGUACUCCUGCAAGAGUGAAGCACUGUACAUGGGGGACGGCAUGUACCUGGAUGUCAAUCAAGACCAGAUGCAAGCUUUCAAUUUAAACAAGAACGAGUUUGGCAAACCUGACUCCUGUGCAGCUGACAAGCCUGACUACCGUGUUGCCAUUGCGGUGGGAGUGACGUUGCUGGUGCUCAUCAUCAUCGUGGUGGUGGUCUACCUUCUGGGCCGCAGGAAGAGGGCCAAUGGCUACCAGUCUCUGUGAGGGAGGCCGGGCACACUUCCGUCAGAGGUUACUCUUAUUACAAACAGUGAGGCUUUGAUCUCAGGGGCUAAGGGGCAUUCUCACUAAAGCCUAACGUGCCAUUUCUCUGUUCUUCCAUGAUUUGGUACACCCAAUUAAUUGUUAUUAACAGUGUCAAAACUAGGGGUCCCGGGGAGGCCAGAGUGUGCUACUGGAAUAAUUUUAGACCUUAAAAGUGUUUGAUAGUAAUGAAAUAAUAAAUGUAUUCAUUUAAAUGCUGUAAUAUAAAUUGAUUAAUCAAAUUACAAUUCAAACACUUGCAUUGAUAAAGGCAAAGUGAAAAUAAAUAGAUAUUUAGACCUGCCAAUUAAUUCCUCUAUUCCGUCUUUAAUGCUCAAUCAAUCAUUGAAUUUUAAGGCAGAGUCACAAAAUACGUUUUUAAAGGUUUAUUAGACUGAAUUGUUUUUCAUCAAACUGGACCAGCCUCUGAAAUAGCAAUUGUAUUUGGGACACUAAAAAUAACAAUGUUAAUAAGGACACAUCUAUAAACUGACAUCUUUGUAACUACUUAAAGUAAAAAACUGACCAAAAUGUCUUGUUAGAAUCCGUUUGGGUUAUUUCUUCCACAGACAACGAGAGUGUUAGUGGUCAAUACUUAAAAUGAUGAUGAUGUCAUUCCAUAUUAAAUUCUUGGCUCCUUUUUUCAUCUAGCGCCACAUUAUACUUGCCCUUAGCAGUGCAAGCAGGAAGUAAGUCAGAUUUCAUCAUGUGCUCUUUGAUCUAAAUCGUAUUCAGCUUGUCUCAGCAAAUACACGACUUUUAAUGAUUAUGUGUAAAUGUUUUGUUAUUCCAUUUUUUUUAAAGAAUCAAAUACUAUGUCUUCUGUCUUAUAGCGAUUUUAUGUUUUAAAAAGAAGGGAAGUUAUCCAAUCAGUUACAGGUAAUUGUACUGUGUAUGUUUGCAUUAUUAUUCUGAACAAAGGGAAACUCGAAGGGGUGUGUGUCGAAGAUUGUUAAAACAUAUAGUCAACAGUGAGUGCACUGAUUUGUGUCCCAACUUGAUUGCCUUUGUCUUUUUCAUCCAAUAUUUAGAUGAUGUUGUAUUUUCAUAGAAAUGUCGGGGUGGACCGUCAAUGUUUGUCAGUAAGGAGUCUGUUCGGAUCCUGAUUAGAUUUUUUUAAAUGAGUCACAAUAGUUAAGGAAACAUCUCAGGAGUCCAUCUCUCCUCCCUCGCCAAUUCAACUCUUCCACACCAAACUGCCUUAAAGGACUAGUUUAAUAUUUUGGGAAAUACACUUAUAGAUUGUAUAGCAGAAAGGAAAUAGGCAUAUUUCCCAUAAUGUCGAACUGGUCUAGUAAAUAUUGGUUGAAUAACUGGGCGUAACACAGAAACAUUAGUCUGUUGAAAUCCCAUUAAAAUGUGAACCUGAUGGUGGCAAUAUUUUCUCAACUGCAGUUUCCAAGGUCUUGAAUAUUGAAUAGAAAGUUAUUAAACCAAAAUGGCAGAAUUGCAAUUUGAGUACACAAGUGAAAUAAAAUAUAUAGGAUCCCCAAAUCCUAGCUUUGUGUCAAAGGGUCAGUUAGCCCACAUUUUAAAGUGACAUAUCUUACCUUUAUCAUCAGUUUUAUGUGUAGAUUUUGAUUUACUAAUUUUUUAUAACUUUUGCCACCACUUUUAUAAAAUUAUGGUGAAUAAUGCUUUUCAAAGCAUUAAAAAAUAACAUCUGAAAAAGAAACCGUGGCUUGUAUUUCCAGAAUCCAUGACCCGGUCCUCCUGUGUAAUCCACAGAUGUAGCUUUCAGUGCACCUUCGUUGUUUUGGGGUGGAAGCAGAAUUUUUUUUAGGCAGAAACAUCAAAACCCGGACAAAAA